This is a messenger RNA of Linum tenue, 1325 nucleotides long. The record is from the annotation of a GenBank genome assembly. NCBI's taxonomy places the organism in Eukaryota, Viridiplantae, Streptophyta, Magnoliopsida, Malpighiales, Linaceae.
AGGGUUUAGGGUUUUUGGCACCACUUGUUGUCCUGAUUCUUCGCAUGUUUCAAUUUUGGAAUAUUCAUUUGUAUGUUAGAAGCUCUUACUGGAAAUCUGGAAACUGGAAUCGCAGUCUUAUUUACUUUUCUGCAUGAACCAUUGAAUCUCUGUAUCCUUUCUGUUACCGUAUAUUUGCUUUUCCUGCCUAGCUUUUACUGAGUUGUGUUUUCUUUAACAGGGAGUUAAGUGGAUCAGACUUAGUUGCUCAGUAUAUCUACUUGGGCAAGCCACUGAAAGCAUCUCUUUAGACAAACUUUCAGACUGGUAUUUUUUGGUGAGCUUAGUAUCUUCCAUGAAUUCCAUCACACUACCUUCCUCACUGGUUCUCCAGUCACCUUCACUCUUCUUCUCUUGCCAUAGCCAACUAAAACCUCUAUCCAUUCUCUCUUCAACUGAGAUCCACCGUUUCCAUACCAUCCCUCGGCUGUCCAUCUCGCCUUCUCCAAAGGCCCCCUUUCUAUGUUGCCAUUCAUCAUCAAUCGGUGCAGCAGUUCCUUCAGAGGAAGGAGCCAUACCCGUGAUGACCUUCGAAGAUUUCGUCGAGAAAGACUGGUCCUUUCUCGAUUCAGAAGAUGUACAUCAAAACAUCACCGGGAUAAUCUCUGCAGGAGGAAUCACCGAGACAUCAAAGGUUUUGGUUUCGAUGAGUUCAGAAGAAUUUGUGGAUCAACUGGUUGAUACAUCCCCUUGUGGUUUUUUGCUUCUUGUCCAUGAAUCACUCUUCACAUUAGCUAUUUUGAAAGAGAAGUAUGACGACAGGGUGAAAUGCUGGCAAGGGGAGCUGAUACAUCUUCCUGACAAAUGGGCUUCGCUCGAUGUUGUCUUCCUCUAUUUCUUGCCAGCAUUGCCGUCUAAGCUUGAGCAAGUUCUUGGGAAACUUGCCCGACAUUGCUCACCUGGUGCGAGAGUGGUGAUUAGCCAUCCACAAGGGAGGGAAAAGCUGGAGCAGCAAAGGGGAGAGUAUCAAGAGCUUAUAGUUUCAGAGCUGCCCGAUGAGAUGUCUUUGCAGAAGGCUGCAGCUAUGCAAUCGUUCGAGGUUGUGGAGUUUGUGGAUGAGCCAGGGUUCUAUCUUGCUGUUCUGCAAUUUGCUGGCUCCACGGAGUCAUAGCUGCAAAUUGCAGUAGCUUUGUUGUAUUCUUUCUCUUUUGUUAGUUUUCCUCUCACUGAUUUCAGUGCAAUGUUGGUAUAGCGAGUGGAAAUGAUUCCAUAUUUGUUGUCAAAACUAAAUUUUGAUCCAUAUUUUGGAUGGCUUAAUACCAAGGAUAAAGCGUCAUCUUCAACAA